This is a messenger RNA of Papaver somniferum (opium poppy), 768 nucleotides long. Its product is annotated as sugar transport protein MST8-like. The record is from RefSeq and is a predicted model, not a curated record. The transcript is spliced from 3 exons. Gene Ontology annotation, molecular function: carbohydrate transmembrane transporter activity. NCBI's taxonomy places the organism in Eukaryota, Viridiplantae, Streptophyta, Magnoliopsida, Ranunculales, Papaveraceae. Gene Ontology annotation, biological process: transmembrane transport. Gene Ontology annotation, cellular component: membrane. Bases 1 to 768 code for a protein of 255 amino acids.
AUGUAUCAGGGUGCUCAAGUCUAUAUGUCAGAGAUGGGUUUCGCUCAUAGAAAGUACUUAGCUUCCCUGAAUAUCGCCUUUAAAAUGAAGAUCGCAAUUGGUAUCUUUGUGGCUAAUCUUGUGAACUGCUACACCGACAAUAUCAAAGGUGGGUGGGGAUGGAAACUUAGCAUAGGCAUUGCUGCGCUUCCUGCUGCUAUCAUCUCUAUCGGAUCUUACUUACUCCCAGAUACUCCCAUGUCCAUGAUUAAGUUAGGUAAGUUUGACGAGGCAAAACAGUUGCUCCAACGCCUCCAUGGCACCAAUGACAGCAUUCAUAUCCUGUUUAAUGAUUUAUUAGCCGCCAAUGAAGCUUCAAAGGUUGCAAAAGGAUCUGAGAAACAAAUUAUGUCUCAAACACAGAACAGGCCUUACCGUUUGAUGGCGAUAGCUCUCCCCUUGUUCCAAAAGCUCACAGGAAAGAAUGUAAUAGUUCUCUAUGCUCCCUACCUUUUUCGAGUUAUAGGAUUUCGAACCAGCGCAGCUUUAACGUACACUGCCAUCAUUGGAGGGGUCAAUUUUGCUGCAACCAUCAUUGGCAUAAUCUCAGUAACUCGAGGUUGGAGAAGGUUUUUCCUCAUAGCGGGAGGAGUUCUAAUAUCUGUUGGUCAGGUCAUGUUGGGGAUUCUGACAUGGAUCAAAUUAGCAGGUGUGGUGAGCCGUUCUGAUGUGUAUCAUGACUACUUAAUUGUAGCCACCACAUGUGUUUGUGUUUCAGGAUUUGUGUAG